Molecule: messenger RNA, 1701 nt
Organism: Salvia hispanica
Lineage: Eukaryota; Viridiplantae; Streptophyta; Magnoliopsida; Lamiales; Lamiaceae
Source: RefSeq, a predicted model, not a curated record
AUGCUCAAUUCAAGCAUACCAUCAAGCUUAUGGGUUCUGCAAGAUAUGCUGAAUCUUAACUUGUCCUCAAAUUCAUUGAGUGGGGUUUUACCUCAAAAGAUGAGUAACUUAGGAGCAGCAAUCUCUAUAGACCUGUCCAUGAAUCAGCUGUCAGGGUCUAUUCCAAGCUCCAUUGGAAAGUUACAGAGUUUGGCUAAUCUGUCUUUGGCAAAUAACAGACUUGAAUGUUCUAUUCCAGUUUCAAUGGGAAGCAUGUUAAGUUUGGAGACUCUUGACUUGUCUCACAACAACCUCUCUGGCUCAAUUCCAAAGUCUUUGGAAGAACUUCAACAUCUCAUCUACUUUAAUGUCUCUUUCAAUGAUUUGAGUGGAGAAAUUCCAAGUGGUGGUUCUUUCAGAAACUUCACUAUGGAUUCUUUCAAGGGCAAUGAGGCAUUGUGUGGAAUUCAGAGUGAGAGCAAUUUGCUUGGCGCUAGGAGUUCUUGCUCUGUGUACAAAGGAAUUCUUAAAAAUGGGAAAGUUGUCGAUGUCAAGGUGUUUAAUCUUCGGUUGGAAGCUUUGGAGUAUCUUCAUGGUGGCUAUUCGGCCCGUAUUGUCCACAGUGACUUGAAGCCAAAUAAUGUAUUGUUAGACGAAGAUAUGGUUGCUCGUGUAAGCGAUUUUGGGAUAGCAAAGUUGCUAUGCGGUGGAGAUAGCAUGGUGUUAACCAACACCCUAGGAACAUUGGGUUACAUUUCUCCAGACGGCAAUGAGUUAUCUGGUAAUAUUCCUGUCUCCAUCAAAAAUCUGCAUAAGCUUCAAGAAUUAUAUUUUGGUGAUAGCAUGUUGCAAGGCCUCAUUCCAGAGGCUAGUGUGGCUAGUCUGUCUUUGGCAAAUAACAGACUUGAAGGUUCUAUUCCAGUUUCUAUGGGAAGCAAGCUAAGUUUUGUGACUCUUGACUUGUCUCAUAUCAACCUCUCUGGCUCAAUUCCAAAGUCUUUGGAAGAACUUCAACAUCUCAUCUACUUUAAUGUCUCUUUCAAUAAUUUGAGGGAGAAAUUCCAAGUGAUCGAAGAAGAAAAGGUGGAACGAGCUUCAUUUAUUGCUUUUGGGGUCGUGGCUUUCUUCUCAAUUAAAGAAUCUCUUAUAUAUUAUGAACUUCUGCAAGCAACUGAACAAUUCAAUGAGAGCAAUCUACUUGGCACUGGGAGUUCUUGCAGUGUCUACAAAGGAAUUCUUAACAAUGGGAAGUUCAAGGCGUUAGUAAUUGAAUAUAUGUCCAAUGGAAACCUUGAGAAAUGGUCGUAUUCCCACAACUAUUUCUUGAAUUUCAUGGAAAGAUUGAAUAUAAUUAUUUAUAUAGCAUCGGCUUUGGAGUGUCUUCACAGUGGGUAUUCAACGCUUAUUGAUCACAUUGACUUGAAGCCAAGUAAUGUCUUGUUAGACGAAGAUAUGCUUGCCCGUGUAAGCGAUUUUGGGAUAGCAAAGUUGCUAUGCGGUGGUGAUAGCAUAGUGUUAACCAACACCCUUGGAACAUUAGGAUACAUUGCUCCAGAUUCCAACUUGCUAAUGAACGUUGACAAAGAACAUGGAGAUAAAAUAGUGGAAUUCACAUCAUCCAUAUUGGAGUUGGCCUUAAAGUGUUGUACAGAUUCGUCUUAUGAAAUGAUUAAUAUGAAAGAAGCUCUAGCACAGCUUCAGAAACAUGGGUUUUUGAGAUGA